Messenger RNA from Ceraceosorus bombacis, 1388 nucleotides. The record is from the annotation of a GenBank genome assembly. Lineage: Eukaryota; Fungi; Basidiomycota; Exobasidiomycetes; Ceraceosorales; Ceraceosoraceae.
AUGGCGCGCAACAAAGAGAAAGCCCAGUCGAUGCUCCAUCGUUUCCGAGAAGCGCAAGCUAUCGAGUUGGGUCUGGGGUCUGGAGCCACUGGUAGAGGACCGGGAACGGGAGAUAGGAGACCCAGAUUGGCUAGUUCGGUCAAGACUCUGAAAGAGUGCGAGAAGUGGAGGAGCGAGGUGUUGAGGGAGAUCAGUAGAAAAGUCAGCAAGAUUCAAGAUUGUGAGUGAAUGACGUCCAAAGUGGGGCCACGUAUGCUCAGAGAGGACUCCAUGAUGGCUGAUGCACACCAAGACAUGCCGCUCUCUACCUUGCUGUUAAUGCUCCCAGUCGGUCUGACAGACUACGAGGUUCGAGAUCUGAACGAUGAGAUCAACAAGCUGAUCAGAGAGAAGGGUCAUUGGGAGAGCCAAAUUGUCAACCUGGGUGGAGCUAACUACAGACGGGGAGUUCCGAAGAUGCUUGACGAUUCCGGCAAGGAGGUGCCAGGCACGCGAGGUUACAAGUGAGUUGCGGAUCUGUGUAAGGAUUCUGAAGCUCCGCAUGUACACCGCUCCUUUGGGACUGAAUCACUGUUUCUUCGCAGGUACUUCGGUCGAGCCAAAGAUCUGCCAGGAGUCAAGGAGCUCCUCUCUCGCACGCAAGCAGCAGAGGAUGAAGCUGAGUCUUAUCGCGUGUCUCGGUAUCGACGCUUCCUGAAUCAGCCUGGUUCGUAUUACGGCGAUGACGACGAAGAAGACUACCCAAGUGCUGGUGGCUCAAAUCUGCUGGAAGAGGAAAGAAAGGCUGAAGAGGCGAGGUGGAGGGAAGGAUGGGCCGACUUGCUGGAAACUUUGGACGAGGAGAUGCCGAACGACGGAGUGAGCGCUAUUCCUGGUCUGCCAAGCCAGAGACCUAAGAGGUGGAAAGACAUUAUCAGUGCGGGCGGACUGCAAGCCUCACCCGCCACGCUGGCCGAGGAGAGCACGUCUACCGAAGGGGCGGCGAGCGCGCGAGGCAAAAGGAGCACAGCGGGCAGGCCUUCCGCCUCGGGCGAAAAGGGUGGAAAGAGGGCCAAGGGUGAGGAUGGAGCACCGCUAGACGGCUCCGAGGCGAUCGCCGAGAAGACGCAAGAUGUUGAGAUGGCUGGUGCUGGUGCAGAGAUCUCAGCUAGACCGCCCGAACAAGCCAUCACUGCGAACGAUGCUUUCUUCGACUUGCUAAGUGCUUUGGACAAGGAUGAGCUCAAGACACCAAGCGUACCCGAUAGAGGCGCCAUAGAGCAAUUACUUCUGAGGCAGAGGAAACGAGCGCUAAGGGAACAGUGUGAGUUGUGUCCGCUUCUAUCUGAUGCCCCGCCGACAAUGCGCAUCCUCCUCACUCUUUGCACUUUUCCUCAGACAUUGGCUGA